AUGGUUUACCUGUCACCACCCACUCAGUACAGAUUUAACCUUUUGGUUUACCUGUCACCACCCACUCAGUACACAUUUAACCUUUUGGUUUACCUGUCACCACCCACUCAGUACACAUUUAACCCUUUAGUUUACCUGUCACCACCCACUCAGUACAGAUUUAACCUUUUGGUUUACCUGUCACCACCCACUCAGUACAGAUUUAACCUUUUGGUUUACCUGUCACCACCCACUCAGUACACAUUUAACCUUUUGGUUUACCUGUCACCACCCACUCAGUACACAUUUAACCUUUUGGUUUACCUGUCACCACCCACUCAGUACACAUUUAACCUUUUGGUUUACCUGUCACCACCCACUCAGUACACAUUUAACCUUUUGGUUUACCUGUCACCACCCACUCAGUACACAUUUAACCUUUUGGUUUACCUGUCACCACCCACUCAGUACAGAUUUAACCUUUUGGUUUACCUGUCACCACCCACUCAGUAUAGAUUUAACCUUUUGGUUUACCUGUCACCACCCACUCAGUACAGAUUUAACCUUUUGGUUUACCUGUCACCACCCACUCAGUACAGAUUUAACCUUUUGGUUUACCUGUCACCACCCACUCAGUACAGAUUUAACCUUUUGGUUUACCUGUCACCACCCACUCAGUACACAUUUAACCUUUUGGUUUACCUGUCACCACCCACUCAGUACACAUUUAACCUUUUGGUUUACCUGUCACCACCCACUCAGUACACAUUUAACCUUUUGGUUUACCUGUCACCACCCACUCAGUACACAUUUAACCUUUUGGUUUACCUUUCACCACCCACUCAGUACAGAUUUAAGCUUUUGGUUUACUUGUCACCACCCACUCAGUACACAUUUAACCUUUUGGUUUACCUGUCACCACCCACUCAGUACAGAUUUAACCCUUUAGUUUACCUGUCACCACCCACUCAGUACAGAUUUAACCCUUUAGUUUACCUGUCACCACCCACUCAGUACAGAUUUAAACUUUUCGUUUACCUGUCACCACCCACUCAGUACACAUUUAACCUUUUGGUUUACCUGUCACCACCCACUCAGUACACAUUUAACCUUUUGGUUUACCUGUCACCACCCACUCAGUACAGAUUUAACCUUUUGGUUUACCUGUCACCACCCACUCAGUACACAUUUAACCCUUUGGUUUACCUGUCACCACCCACUCAGUACACAUUCAACCUUUUGGUUUACCUGUCACCACCCACUCAGUACAAAUUUAACCUUUUGGUUUACCUGUCACCACCCACUCAGUACAGAUUUAACCUUUUGGUUUACAUGUCACCACCCACUCAGUACACAUUUAACCUUUUGGUUUACCUGUCACCACCCACUCAGUACACAUUUAACCUUUUGGUUUACCUGUCACCACCCACUCAGUACACAUUUAACCUUUUGGUUUACCUGUCACCACCCACUCAGUACAGAUUUAACCUUUUGGUUUACAUGUCACCACCCACUCAGUACACAUUUAACCCUUUGGUUUACCUGUCACCACCCACUCAGUACAAAUUUAACCCUUUAGUUUACCUGUCACCACCCACUCAGUACACAUUUAACCUUUUGGUUUACCUGUCACCACCCACUCAGUACAGAUUUAACCCUUUAGUUUACCUGUCACCACCCACUCAGUACAGAUUCAACUCUUUAGUUUACCUGUCACCACCCACUCAGUACAGAUUUAACAGUUCAACUCUCACAUACUUUUGUGUCUAG
Messenger RNA from Biomphalaria glabrata, 1749 nucleotides. RefSeq lists its product as uncharacterized. The record is from RefSeq and is a predicted model, not a curated record. The transcript has a single exon. NCBI's taxonomy places the organism in Eukaryota, Metazoa, Mollusca, Gastropoda, Planorbidae. The coding region runs from base 1 to 1749 and encodes 582 amino acids.